Doryrhamphus excisus (bluestripe pipefish) is the source of this 1471-nucleotide messenger RNA. Lineage: Eukaryota; Metazoa; Chordata; Actinopteri; Syngnathiformes; Syngnathidae. The record is from RefSeq and is a predicted model, not a curated record.
GACCCACUUCUGGGCCGUGGAGCCUCCCACAGCAAGCCGGUGCCAGGAAGCCGUGGUAGCCAAGGAAGUUCCACAUCUGCCGUCAAAAGUUUGAAGACGUGGUAUUACUCGCUUGCUCGCUCGCUGCUGUUUGGAGCGUUCACCCCAGGCUCUUCGCUUCUUUCACAUUUUCUCCUGUGGAAAAAAAAGACAGUGCAAUAUGUCCGUCGCUGGAAUUAAGAAGCAAUUUUACAAAGCCAGUCAAAUGGUGAGCGAGAAGGUUGGAGGCGCUGAGGGAACCAAGUUGGAUGAAGACUUCAAGGACCUUGAAAGAAGAGCAGAUGUUACCAGUAAAGCCUUCAUUGAAGUAGUCAACAAAACAACAGACUACCUCCAACCCAACCCAGCCACCAGAGCUAAACUGGUCAUGGUCAACAAGGUGUCUAAAUUACGUGGGCAAACGAACGAUGGUCCUGGCUACCAGCAGCCCGAGGGAGUGCUUGGCGAAGUCAUGAUGAAAUAUGGACAAUGCAUGGGCAACAACAACAACUUCGGUGGUGCUCUUAUUGAGAUUGGAGAAUCAAUGAAGGAACUGGCUGUGGUCAAGAGCAGAUUGGAUAUUGAUGUUAAGCAGAAUGUCAUUGAUCCAAUGCAAGAAGUGGUCGAGAAGGACAUUAAAGAUAUCCAGCAAAAACUGAAGAAACUCGAAGGCCGCCGCCUGGACUAUGACUAUAAAAAAAAACGCCAGGGUAAAAUACAUGAUGAUGAAAUCAGGCAGGCCCUGGAGAAGUUCCACGAGUCCAAAGAGGCGGCUGAGAGUUCCAUGCACGACCUUCUGGAGACUGAUGUGGAGCAGGUGACCCAGCUGUCCUUUUUUGUAGAGUCUCUGCUGCAGUACCACAGGGGUGCCACAGAGAUUCUGGAGAACCUUUCUGUGAACCUGAAAAAAAGGGUGACUGAGAGUCAGUCCCAACCCAGGAGAGAAUACAAACCCAAGCCAAGACAGUCCUUUGACUACGGCGAGGCCGAGCAGUCCAACGGGGGUUAUACAUCAGCUAUGACAAGCCCUCCAGCUUACACCCCAGUACCUCCACCACAUCCAGAUUCAUCCUUCCAAAGAAGUUCGAUCAGGAACAGAGCGUCGGAAGAGCCAUGCUGUAAAGCUCUGUACGACUUUGACCCCGAGAACGGGAGCGAGCUGGGCUUUCGUGAGGGAGACAUCAUCACGUUGGUCAGCCAAAUCGAUGAGAAUUGGUUUGAGGGAAGGCUUCGUGGCAAGACAGGAUACUUCCCCAACAACUAUGUUGAAGUGGUUGUUCCACUCUCGCAGUGAACACAGCGCACAGGAUGAAACGUGGAAUGUAAGAGGAUUAUCAAGUCCAACAAGCGACAUAUUUGUGGAAAAACUACCCAUCUCAUGACAUCUGCCUCUUUUGCUAUCUAGAACAUAUUUGGUCUAAUAUUACAUUACCAAGGACAUUUAAAUCAUUUU